GCUUAGGAAAUUGCAAGUAAGAUUUGGAGUGUAGAAUCAGGUAAGUGAGUGAUGCAAUGGAUAUGGUUGGAAUGCUGCUGUGGAUGAUGUUGUUGAGGAUGGGAGAACCGGGAGCCGGGCGGGGCUUUAUAUGGUGCAGAGACAGCUAUUUUAAGCGGGUGGCAGGGUGGCCUCGCCUGGAAUCCGACUUUGCGGGGGGAUCGGCACGCCCAACGCCGAUCCCUUCGCGAGCGGGCGGCCCCGAUGAUGCAACGAGCAGGUUGGCUGGUCCGUCGUCAACCUAAAUCCCGCAUCUCAUGGAGCUGUUCCAGCAAUCAUCUACCCAGUUGAUGAAGGGUUCCGUGGCAGCCUGGCUGCCACGGAAUGAGCGCUGGCCAGUUGUCGCGCGGAGGCUGGGAGCGGCCAGGCCGACCAUGUCUCACUUUCCCCCGGGGCCAAGCCCGUCUGACGGUCUCACCCGGCCGCCCGCCAACCCUGCAGACGAUGCAAUGCGGUGUGCACUCGACGAUCAGCAACACUAUCGAUCCCAUCGACUCCACUCCGGCCCAGAGUCCGCCACCACCCACCCGUCCGGAUUCCGUGGAGCGGACGGACAACCGGUUCACAGAACCAGCUGGCACCGUCCUAACAAUAGCAACCAUGAAUCACCGACAAACGACGAACAAAGGACAAAGAAGAGCGUGGCAACGUUCCCACGACAGGUGUGAGAUGGGUCCGUCAGCAGUCCAUCUGCGGGCCUCGGGAUGCAGCUCGAUGUAUGCUGCCCGGCCUAUCACCCGCCCAGCUAAGAAUAGACCCGAUGCGUCCCAGAGGCUUGUCACACGCCCCAGCCAUCCCCCGCCGUCAUCCCCACGGUCGCAUCGUGCAUACAACACGGCAGCACCUGUCCACUGUACUGACGUGGUCCGUGGCGGUGCCCCCGACUCAGCAGCAGCUCCCGCGCCCCUCCGCCGUCAACCCAUGUCUCGGAGUCGCCGGGGUCAAGCAAUCAGGAGGCACUCACUGCCUUCGGUUCUGCGUCCCAGAGUCAUCAGUCGUCCCUCAUCACCAGCAGCACCGAUGGCCCGGUUGAGAAUCGUGCAGUCCACUGCAGGUCAUCGUGAUGGCCAUCCCCGGGCAAUCCUCCAGGCUAAUUUCCAACCCACCACCGUCAUCACCCCAGCCUCCCAACUGCCACCCGGCCAUAGUCGGCAGUCUUCGGGAAGGGUGCAGAAACUCCCCCCAGUGAAAGGUCGAGGGGGAUGACAGGAUCGGGGAGGUUUCUUAGGGCCGCUGAUGUAUGGUGACUAGGGUUUAUUCCUAGGGUUUAGAGUCCAUCCGCCCGUGGUCCUCUCCGUUGACUCACUGACCUCAGUCCGUGAGGACGACGGAG
Messenger RNA from Aspergillus ibericus CBS 121593, 1372 nucleotides. RefSeq lists its product as uncharacterized. NCBI's taxonomy places the organism in Eukaryota, Fungi, Ascomycota, Eurotiomycetes, Eurotiales, Aspergillaceae. The transcript has a single exon. The record is from RefSeq and is a predicted model, not a curated record. The coding region runs from base 364 to 1245 and encodes 293 amino acids.